CAUCUCCCAGCGAUCCAGGUACCUAGUCACUCGUACCUUGUUGGAUCCUAGUUGUAGAUCGCGCAUCGUGGCUGUCCGCCAAUCAAAACCCUGCCAAGUCCGCAUCUCCGUCUAGAUGUCGUGCAUCAUCGAAGUCAACCGCAAGCCCUCAACAUGUAAGGUACCUAGGCAUCUCCUCAAUGUUGAUCUCUUCACGCGGACCGACGAACAUCAAACACCCAUUUCUCUUGCAUUCCACCUGCUCCUCCACCUGAUUUCUGCCAUCUUCAUCCCGUGGCAUUGAUGUGAGCAAAGCCGCAGCGAUCAGUCUCAACCCUCAAAAAUGGCCUCGCGUGGCGGCAUGUACGCCAAAAUGGCUGCAGUGUAAAGACAUCCCCGUUCAGCAUCGCACUCCCUAGCUGACCGUCGCUCCAGCUUCAUCACCUGCUGCAUAGGCGGCCCUGCGCUGAUGUACUAUGUUACCCCUUCGGAAGGCGAAGUCUUCAAACGCUUCAACCCCGAUCUUCAGAAGCGCAACCUCGAGCUCCGCGACCAGCGAACAAAGGACUACGAGGUCUUCCUCUCCCAGUUGAAGGAGUACAGUAAAUCCGACAAGCCCAUAUGGGAAGCUGCGGCAGAUGCUCAACGCCAAGCGAAGGAACAAUUACUUCAGAAAGAAGCAGAAGACAGAGCACUGCAGCAGAAGAUGAGAGACGAGAUGAGGGCACAAGCCCAUGGCAGAUAGCGGCAAUAUCUCUUUCAGACAUGUACAUGUGGUUGGAGCAUCCGACGACAUGAGCAGUUCGCUGGUCGAGAUUGGCUCACAUGAAAAGGAGAUGAAGAGAGCCAAAAGGUAAAAGGCGAUGCCAGCACCUGGAUUCGGACCAGAGUCUCCCCUGGCCGACAUCCUCAAGGUACAUACUCCUACCAGUCACCCAGCCGCGGAUACGACCUCAUGCAAGGCUGAAGGGUUUUCAGAGGACGAGUGGGACCCUCAUCGGCGGUCGUGCUAUCGCUGCACCAUACCUCCUUUUCCGCGUUCGAUCUUGGGGAGCUUGCCGAAUACAUAUACGAGCAAGACUAUAUCUCAAGCAAGGAACUUGUGAAGAUUCCUUGCGUUUAUUGAACUUCCAGAUCGCGUAUAUGGAGUCGGUAGGGAGUGUACCAACAGAAUCAAUAGAGUCCGGAUCUGGGUAUCAUGGUCAUUGUUAUUUGCCAAUCGUGGCGGUUGCUGAGCAAACCCAGUUCAGCACAUCUAGCUAUUCUGACACAGGAACUUCCAGUCCAAUUCAUGUCGCCGUUGAGGCCCCAGACUCUGAAGGUCGACAUCAUCAAGUGCACUCUCUAUGAACGCCAUCGCUUCGAUGCAGCACCGAUCCCAUUU
Molecule: messenger RNA, 1363 nt
Organism: Exophiala xenobiotica
Lineage: Eukaryota; Fungi; Ascomycota; Eurotiomycetes; Chaetothyriales; Herpotrichiellaceae
Exons: 2
Coding region: 449-724 (91 amino acids)
Biological process (GO): mitochondrial respiratory chain complex III assembly
Cellular component (GO): mitochondrial membrane
Source: RefSeq, a predicted model, not a curated record